Molecule: messenger RNA, 1356 nt
Organism: Rhipicephalus microplus (southern cattle tick)
Lineage: Eukaryota; Metazoa; Arthropoda; Arachnida; Ixodida; Ixodidae
Source: RefSeq, a predicted model, not a curated record
AUGGCAAGCCAAUCUAAUAAACAAGCUAAAUAUCUACAAAAAUUUGAGAUUAUACAAUGGAACUGCAGGAGUUUUAUAGCCUGGAAAAAACGGUCGCACCUCCAGCUCUACUUGCAGUACCUCAGAAACAUGCCCGCCUUGCUUGCUUUACAGAAGCCUGGUUUGGACGUUAAAUUCUCUGGCUAUAGCACUUUCCAGGGGGGGCCUUCGUCAUGCAUCCUGGUGAACAAGGCAUAUACCGCGAUUCAGGUUGAUUUAAACUUAUGUACUGAACAGGAAUACACAAUGGUCAGAGUACUGCCUCUCAGACGUCGCGACCAGUCAAUACACAUCCUAAAUAUAUACAGCCCCCCGCAUAAGCCACGCGUAACUUUUAGCGAAAUCUUCCUCCGGGCGAUCAGGUUUGCAGACAAGGACCCCUUAGUGAUCGUGGGAGACUUCAAUGCUCCCAGCCUUCACUGGGGCUAUCACCACGAGAAGGCCAGAGGACGUAAGCUGGCGGAGCUUAUCUCCGCCCUUCACCUCAUGCUGCUCACGGAUCCGGCGUACCCAACUCGAGUGGGGAACUCGGUAACCCGUGACACGUGUCCGGACCUCUCUCUCGUAAAAAAUGUUAAGGAUGCUACCUGGGAAAACUUGGGCGAUUCUCUACGCAGUGAUCAUUGCCUUCUCCGCGUCACACUCUUGAAAACGUCAGAUAAAAAAUGCAGUCAAGCCAAGUUGACCGAUUUGACCCAAUUUCGCAAUCACACUAUCCCUACCGUACUAUUUUCUGGAGGCUAUGCAGAAUUUCUGGAGGCUACGCCCGUAAUAAACCCUUCCAGGGCCAAGGUGUUUGGGGAUGCGUGUGCUGCCUUUGGCUUUAAGCACGAUAAAACAACCGCGUAUAUCCCACAUGCCAACCCGACCGAGCGGAUCAACCGGAACUUCAAGCCCUUGCUGACAACCUUUGCACAGCAACACAGGAAUCGGGAAGUCUGUCUCAACGAGAUAGGCUUCUCCUUGCGCUCUGCGAUCAAUCGCUCGACAGGGUACACGCCCGCCUUUCUCAACUUUGCGAGGGAACUGCAUAACCGCAUGGACGAAGUCCUGCGGGGCGGUGGCGGGGCAAGCGCCGGGAAGGUCAGCCCGUCUGGCUACGCGGUGGAACUGUGCUCACGGAUGGACGUGGCCUUCGACCUGGCGUGUUCCAACUUUGCAAAAGCGCGAGCUUGUCAGAAGGCUCAAUACAACUGGUCGCAUUGGGAUGUCGGUUAUGAUGUCGGCGAUCUCGUCCUAAGGCGCAAUCCCGUCUUGAGUGACACCGCCAAAAGCAUCUCGACGUCCCUUUCGGCCAUAUGGUUGGACCCAUACUGA